Molecule: messenger RNA, 9220 nt
Organism: Episyrphus balteatus (marmalade hoverfly)
Lineage: Eukaryota; Metazoa; Arthropoda; Insecta; Diptera; Syrphidae
Exons: 2
Coding region: 6725-7921 (398 amino acids)
Source: RefSeq, a predicted model, not a curated record
UUGAGAUACUCUAUAAAAUAAAAACAAGGAGUUGAACUCUGAGGGGGGAGUCAUUUCAUAAGUAGCACCUGAAAGGAUCAUUCUCACCCUAUGCAAAUUGGAAAAAAUGUUUGUGUGGAGGAGAUUAACUAUCAUCGUUCCACCCUCAAAUACCCCUAUCAUUCAAACUAAUGGUAUGUGUGUGUGUGUGUGUGUGUGUGUGUGUAAGAAGAUUGGGUGGGGGUACUUCUAUAAAUAAGAAAUGAUUUGGUGAUAAUCAGAAUAGUCGAUUUCAAGAAGCUACACAGUCAACAUAAUUACUAAUAUUAUACAUAAUGAUUAAUUCCGAUGAAGCAGAAUACACCGUUUUUACUCUGGAUGAUUUCGCUGCUUUUGAAGCAAAUUCAUUAACCCUAGCCAGUGGAUUCAAGCCAACAAAGAAGCUAUCGGAGUUGGAAAUAGGUCUAAAAUAUAACAUUUAUACUUUGCGAAAGGUUACGACACGGUGGGGUGAUAGAAUCGUAGCAGAUCUUGGCGAAUAUACGGUCUUUUUACCGAUAAGAUACGCAAAGCUGUCCACAGAAAGCAUAUUACUACUUGGAGGAGGCUCUUAUGCUUUAGAGAAAACAUAUCAACAUGGAUCAACGUUUGAGCUGAAAUUUACAAAAAUAUAAAUAAUUUUAUGUUAAUAUAAUUUAUAAGCAUAUAUAUAUAUAUAUAUAUACCUACAUAUAAGAAAAAGAAGCAAAAUUAAAAUUUUUAAAAAUCAAAUUUAUUUCUUUUAUUAAUUUUACAGAAUUUUGUUUUUAUCGAUCCAAGAGUUAUGUUCUGGUGGGAAUCCCAACCAUUUUACAAAAACUUUAUUUCCUUUCGUUUGUAGAACUUUUUCAACUAGAUAUACAUCGCUACAAUCAGAUUUCAGCAGUUCUAGUUCAUAAAAGCCUCCUUGAAUAGGUUUUCCUUGAAAGUCUUCGAGAAGAUAUGUUAUAGGUUUUGUUGCUUGGACUUUUCUUAUUUUAAAAACCUCAGUAGUCCAGUUGGGUGUAUAACCUUUUUCGAAUAUAUGUUUAUACUUGCUAAUUCUUACGUUAUCACCAACUUUAAAUUUACUUUUACUAAACACUUCGUUCUUAUUUUUGAAAAGUUUUAACAUUGACUUUGAAUUUUUCUUGUUUACAUCUGCAGGUUUACAUUUAAUGGUUCGGUGGUAAGAAUGAUUAUAAUCAUAAAGCAAUUUCUUGUAAAUAUUUAUCCACUUAUAGCUACCAUUGAAACUAAAUUCUUUCCACAUUUUUUCCUUAAAGGUUCUAUUAAAUCUUUCAAUAAUUGAAGCCUUUAAUGAGCUGAAUGUAGAAUAGUGAUUAAUUUUAUGUUUUUCCAUCAAACUCUUGAAGUUUGUAUUGAAAAAUUCCUUUCCAUCAUCAGUCUGCAAGUUCUUUGGAAUCCUAGAAGAAAUAGUAAAUAUUUCAUCCAUUCCUUUUGAAAUAGUAAUGCCUUUUUUGUUUUUCAUUGGGACAACCCAAGCGAAUUUUGAAAAAGCAUCGAUAACUGUCAUCAAAUAAUUAAAUCCAUUGUUUUUCUCGCUGUAAGGUAUCAUUUCAACCAGAUCUGCUUGCCACAAGUCAUCAUAUCCCUUUAUGAUAACAUGACGACGUUUAAAAUUUCGCCGUGUAGCCUUAUGUAACUCUUCAACAACCUUUCGCUUACUCAUAUUUAAAAAGAGUGACUUCAUAUAAAUAAAACAAAUCUUUUAUAUAUUUUUUUAUAAAUGUAUGCUUUUAUUCCAAUCUUUUAUAUAAUAACAUCAAUUUCUUAAUUCUAACCAAACGGUUUUCUACCAUAUAGCAGGCGCAAGUAUCGGGUCCUAGCUUACAUUGGUUGAAUGCCCAGCAGCAAUUGGAGUAAUGAUGUCCGUGAAUAGUUUCAGUGUAAUGUACAUUAUCGAAUCUCUUAAGCAGGGUAAUGCAAGUUAAGAUCUCUUCAUAAUGCUCAUCCAGUAAAUUCUUGCGAUGAGUUUUUAAAAAAUCAAAAAUGUUUUUAAUUAUAACUUUUGAGUCCAUUUUUAUAGUUGUUGCUGGUUAAAGUGUUGAAUGCCUACUAACAAUUUUGUACUUUUUGUAAGAGGAAUUAACGUAAAAUGAAAAAUAUUUGAAACACAUACAACAAUAAAACUUUGGAAACUAUUUAAUAUUCUUAAUCAUAGCAUUUGUAUUUGUGAUUUUUAUUUUAAUCAUUGGGGUUUAAAGGGUACUAGAGGAAACAUCAUCUUCAUUAAAUAUUCAAGUUUAUUUUGUAUUUUCUGGUCAAUAUACUUUUGGUCUAUGGAGUCUUUAAGAUUUUUUUGAGAAAUUAAUUGUGAUGCUGUGUUUUCUCGUUCCAUACUUUUUAUUGUUUCCUUUAUCGUAGAGUCUAUAUGGUUUUUUAGCUUAUGAAUUUCCUUAUUAAAAGUGGAUAAAACUUCUAUUAAAGAAGAAUUUAUGUGGUUUAUAAUGCUUGAUUCUUUAAGACUUAUUUGAUCAUCAACAUAUCCUUUACACACGGCUUGGUGGGGGUAUUCAGGAUUACUUCCAACAUUGUUUAAAUAUCUACUUUCUAUAUCAAAAUCACCAGAGGGUAAGAGUUUAAAUCCCAAUCCUGGAGGACCCACAAUACCUCUGGUUUUUGGAGUAGGUUUGAAGUUCCUACCGAACUUGUCGACGUUCAUUGUUCAAAUGUUAAGUUUUCUUUUUUGUAUGAUACUAAUAUAUAAUAUUUGAUUCCUUUAAUUCUUCAAUUAUGGAAGUGAUUUCAUUCUGAUGGUUAUCGUUACCAGCAUUUUUAGAUGCUAUCAAAAGUCGUAGUCUAUCCACAACUUCAUUUGGAUCAUUCCAGUAUACAUAUUCAAUAUCUUUGUUUGUGUAUUUCAUUUCAGUAAUACUAGAAUAGGAUGUUCCUAUUUUUGCAUUAUCAUUUUUAAGUCCAGCGACAAUAGCCUUUAUUAUUUGUGUGUAUUUCACACCUCUGUUACUCUUAAUUCGAGAAGAACUAUCAUGAUUCAUUCUGUAUACAUUAGUUUUUUGGAGGAUUUUCGAAUAUUGUUCUAAGUCAUCCUUAGUAUAUUUUUUCUUACAAGGAUUUUUCUUUAACACCAAUUCAAUGAGACCCGGAGUUCGAGUAAAAAUUUCAUCAUCAAUGAUAAUAUUCUUAUCACUCAUUUUAAAGCUACACUUUCCUAUUUUUACAGAUUGAGUGUUUGCAUCAAAAUAUGGUCCAUAGACCGUAUCACGAUUCGACUCUGACAACAGUUUUUGUUGAUUGAAAGACGAUGAUUUAUUAGGACUAUCGAAAUUUUUCGGUGUACUGAAUAAAAAAGUAUUAUCUGGACUAUUCAAUUCUAAUGAAGGUGAUCCUGCUCGUUCAUGAUCUUCUUCCUCAUCCUUUUCAUUAAAAGAUUUGAAAUGUAGCUUACGACGUUUCGGUGUUUUAAUAUUAUCCUCUUGUUGUGAUUCUUCUUUUUUAAUAUUUCCAACCAAUUUUUUCAACGGCUCAACGAUGGGUUUGAAAGUGUUUUCCAACUCAGUUUCUCGCAUCAUUUUACCAGUUUUUAGUUGAAAAUAUUUAUUUUUUAGCACAUUUCGCGUUUUUAUUAGAUCAUUUAACACACUUUCAUCCAUUUUUAUAGUUCAAAAUAUGAGACAGUAUUUAAAUAUUUAUUUUAUUAUGAUUAUAUAUGAUGGACUAGUAUCUCCAAACAGUGGUGCUGAUGUAAUGUGUUGCUUUCAAAUGAUAAAUGUAUAUUUAUAGUAUUGCAAUUUUGUGAAAACUGUUUUUAUAUCGACCUUUUUCAAUGGUGCUUUCCUUGUCUAUAACCAGAAAACCGAAAUUAUCAGCCCAACACUGAGAACAUAAUUCCUUAAACUGAUUAAAUGUCAUAUCAGAGUUUAUAUGAUCUUUGUAAACAUGCAUCAAAUUCAAUUCAUCUUGUUUGAAAAGAAUAAUAAAAUUAGCAUUGUCUCUAAUUAAAUGUUUUGGUAUAUGGGUAUAGGACUGACAUAAGUAAAAACUAUCAACUCCAUUAUGACGACCCAUGCAAAAAUAAUCUCUUAUGUUAUUUUGUUUCUGGCAUGCAACAUCAUCGAAUAUAAAUAUUGAAUUAUUUUUAGCGUCUGAUGGGGGCAUUAUCUCGGAAUUAUUUGAGAAUUCAUUAUAUUCCAUUCCUUUCACGGAUGUAAUCAGCUUUUUGAGAUACAUAUAUUUUGGUUGAUGUAAGGAUUUAGAAUAAAUAUAAAUAUUUUCAAACUUUAAUCCAUUCGGGUCGAGAAGAAUACUAAGCAUAACAUUUGUUUUUCCACAGUUUGAUGGUCCCACGAUAAUUCCUCGAAUACUGUUUGGGAAUAAUGAACCAUGUUUUUUUUUUAUUUUGACUUUGGAAUCAAAGUUUUUUACUUUAAUAACUUCUGACUGCUUUACGAAGCGCAUAAUGCCGACUGAUAGCUUUUACAAUAAAACAUAGCAUUUUUAUAUGAUUAUAUUCAUAUGUGUUUCAACCUCCAAGUAGGAAGGUAUACAAAUUAUAAUAUGAUUGAGCAUAACGUUCGAAAUCAUACUCAUAAUAAAAGAAAAUCAAUUGAAGGAAAGGGGCUUUUGAAUACGGUUAUAGACAAAUUACCAUUUGAGCUACAUCUUCCUUCAUAUAAUUAUUGUGGCCCCGGAACUAAAUUGGAAAAACGAUUACGUAGAGGAGAUAAGGGGGUUAAUAAACUAGAUGAGGCUUGUCGUUUGCAUGAUAUUGCAUAUUCUAAGAGUAGCUCUGUCUCAGAUCGACACGUUGCUGAUAAAAUUCUAACUGAGCAAGCGUGGAAACGAUUUAAAGCAAACGACUCUUCAACGUCUGAAAAGUUAAGCGGCCUUUUGGUCACCAACAUGAUGAAGGCGAAAACAAAGUUCGGUAUGGGUAAUAAAGAGAAUAAAAAAAAAAAAAACUAUCCGAGCUAGUAAACAAAAGAAGCAGCCUUGUAAGAAAAAUAUUUUUAAAAAGGCCAUAACUGAAGCAAGAAAUGCUAUUAAAAGCAAUAUCAAUUGUUGUGGUACAACAUCUAUGGCAAAUAUUGCUCUGAAAGCUGCAAAAAAUGUUUUUAAAAAUAGAAAACAACAAAAUAUACAAACUCCAAGAAUAAUCCCACUUCCAAAGAGAGGUGGUUUUCUUCCAUUUCUAGCUCCUAUUCUAGCUGGUUUAUCAGCUGUUGGAUCUUUAACAGGUGGAGUUGCCGGAGUUGCAAAAGCACUAAAUGACGUACAUGCUGCUAAAAGAGCUUUUGAAGAAAACAAACGACAUAAUAAGGCUAUGGAGGCAGUCGCUAUUCAAGGGAAGGGGUUAUACUUGAAACCAUAUAAAAAUGGUCUUGGUUUAUUUCUAAACACACCUAAUACAAAAAACUGAUUGAUUUGCUGCCUAAGAGACCCUUAAAUAAUCAUGAUAUUCUACGGUUUGGAAAGAAACAUCUCAAGCACUUUAGAGGAGUUUUUAUGCGAGACUCAUUACCAAAAACCUCUACGGAUCAAGAGUGUGGCGUUAUAAAUUUGGAUAGUGAAGCUGGUAUGGGUACUCAUUGGGUAGCAUAUAUUAGAAAUAAAAAAUAUAAUAUUAUAAAGUAUUUUGAUAGUUUUGGUAAUUUAAGACCACCAACUGAAGUAAUAGACUAUCUUGGUAAUCAAAUAAAUUAUAAUUAUAUUCGAGAACAAGAUUUUGAUACAUUUAUAUGUGGACAUUUAUGCUUAAGAUUUUUAUUAGACCAAUGUUUAAAUGUUUUCAAAAGUUAAAAUAAAAAAUGAAUAAAACCAUGUGAACACAUCAAAACUGUCUCAUUUUUCUUUUAACCAGGAUGUCGCUAACAUUAACAUUAAGUGGGAAUGAAUCAAGUCUCAAUGCAGAAUAUUUUCCACCAAUUGUACUGAAAUCUAAUUAUGUUUGCGGGCUUAUAGAUUUUCAAACAUAUAACUCUAUACCAAAUGUAGAUGAGUUUAAUAAUUUGAUACAUGUGGGCGAUAAUGUUAUCUCGCUUCCUAUUGGUUCAUAUGAGAUAGAAGAUAUAAAUAAUUUCAUACAAACAAAAUUUAAUGAUAUAAACAAAAAAAAAAAAAAUUUAAAAAAAAGUGAAUUUAAAAUCAAGGCCAAUAUAAACACUCUAAAAUGUGAAAUUUUCAGCUCGGAAGAUAUUGACUUCUCUAAACCGAAUUCAAUUGGAUCUCUUUUAGGAUUUAGUAAGAAGCUGCUGAAGGCUAAUAGACAAUAUGAAUCAGAUCUCUUCGUCGAUAUAAAUAGAGUUAAUGCCAUACGCAUUGAAUGUAAUAUUAUAGAUGGAACGUAUAUUAACAAUCAACCUGCGCAUAUUUUACAUGAAUUUGCUGUUAAAGUAAGUCCAGGCUAUAAAAUCAUAGAAGUUCCGAAAAAUGUCAUUUAUUUACCCGUGAACGUCAGACGAAUAACAUCGUUGUGUUUAAAGUUCAUAGAUCAAGACGGUAAAGUUAUAAAUUUUAGAGGAGAGACAUUAACGGCUCGAUUACAUUUACAACCGCAGCCAUGAUUGUAUAUGAAAAUAUAAUUAGCACAAUCCCAUAUAAAAACACCGUCGAAAAUAAUUCAUUACUCAAUCAAGCUUCGAACUCAGCCGCGGUAACACAUAAUCUUACAAAGCAUAAUCAGGAUUUUUUACUCUCAUUGGGGUAUAUCAUAAAAUAUUGAAAAUCAAAAACAAAAUAUAACAAUAUGUUGAACAUUUUCCAAGAGCCCGAAAUCUAUGAAAGUGUUUCUAAAUAUGAAUAUCAUACUUACUCACCAUAUCAAAACAAUUUUGAAAAAAAUGACAUCAUUCAGAUUUGCAUACAACACCAAAAUCUUAAUGUUCUUCCUUCGGAAAGUUUUCUAUAUGUUGAAGGAUCACUAUCGAAGACAGAUGGAAAAGAAAUAGUCAGCACAAGACUUGUAAACAAUGCAAUGGCUUUUCUCUUCGACGAAAUACGUUAUGAGCUGAAUGGAAAGGAAAUUGAUUACAAUCGAAAUGUGGGGAUUACAACAACAAUCAAAAACUAUUUAUCGUUGACAAAAAAUGAGAGUGAUAUGCUUUUAAAUGCUUCAUGGUCUCCUGAUUCAGAUAUUUAUUUGAAACCAUUAUAUUUUAACUACUGCAUUCCAUUGAAUAAGCUUUUGGGUUUUGCUGAAGAUUAUAAAAAAAUUAUUCCCAAUGCUCGUCAUGAUCUAAUUCUAACUCGUUCUAGGAUGGAUGAAAACGCUAUAAUCUCCCCAACUGAUGAAAAUGUACAAGUAAAACUACAUAAGGUACAGUGGAGAGUACCGCACGUGACUUUAUCAGAUUCGAUGAAAUUAAAUCUAUAUAAAUCUAUAAAUGCAAAUAGUUUUAUGAAAAUUGCUUUCCGAAACUGGGACCUCUAUGAGUAUCCUAUGUUAUCAAGCUCUGACCAUCACAUCUGGAACGUUAAAACAACAACGCAAAUAGAAAAACCUCGAUACAUUGUAUUUGCACUACAAACUGCAAAAAAUAAAAAAAUAUCUGCUGAUCCUACAACGUUUGACCAUUGUGAUUUAACAGACUUAAAAGUGUAUUUAAACUCUGAUGUAUAUCCUCAUGAAGAUCUUAAUAUUUCUUUCGAGAGAAAUAGAUAUAGCUUGUUCUACAAAAUGUAUACGGAUUUUCAAAGAACUUACUACAAUAAAACCACCACUGAACCUUUGCUUUCUUGGGAUCUAUUUAAAUCCCGUGCUCCAAUUUUUGUUAUAGACUGCAGACAUCAAAAUGAGGCUUUGAAAACAGGACCUAUCGAUAUACGCUUGGAGAUGAGAACAUCAAAAAACAUUCCUGCAAAUACUUCAGCUUACUGCCUCAUGCUUCAUGAUCGGAUUAUUGAAUACAAUCCACUUGACCAAGUUGUUAACAGAAUUGUCUAAGGAUUGUUAUUAUUUUUUUUUAUGUUUUUCAAUGUAAACCUAAAAAUAAAACCAGAAAAUAUAUAAAUAAAAUACAAUAUUAUAAAAAAAAAAAAAAAAAACAUAUGUUAUUAUUCAAGAUUUGCUCAUUCCAUUUAAUUUACACCACCACUUCAAAAUAAUAUAGGAAUAUCAUAACAUUUGUAAGUUUAUUCAUUUGCUAUUAAGGGUAGGAAAGUAGUCAUAUAGGUAUAGAAUAUGAUCCUAAAUGUCGUAUUACACAUUGCAAAAGGUUUCUUUGGGGUGAAAAGUAUCUAAUGAAAAGAAGUAUGAUGGUAAUAAUGCAUGCUUAUAUCGUAUUGAUUGCUCAUAGUAGAACAAUAAAGUUUUUCCCCGCAUUCAUUCAUGCAGUUAACCUUAUCAUAAAUUUGUAUUGUUGACACUUGGGAUAUCAUCGGUGUACCUAAAUAAGGAAGCAGUUGAAUAAAUUUCUGUAUUGCGGUCAUCAUGAAUGUAUAUUUUAAUUGUCGGCAUCCAUCCCUAUAGAUAAAAUAAUGUGUUGACCUUAUUGACAUACAUUUGUAUUCCGUAAUAAAAAUGACCCCUGGACCAUUUUUCAGGAUUUUAAUGAUAAGGGAUGCUGAUGCUAGCAAAGCAAUAGAUAAAGGAGGUAUAGUCCUAUUAGACAAAUGAAUGAUAUGAUGGUAGUGAGGUAUUAGGAUUUUGUUACACUAAUUAUCACCUCAAUCCAGGAAAAAUCCUAAAGCAGCAGAUAGAGGUGUCAAGUUCUAUUAGUCCGAUGAUUGAUAUGAUGCUAUCGAUGUAUGCGGGUUUUGAUAUCCCAAUGCAAAUAUCAUAAUCGUAAAUUUUAAUUGUUUCCUAUUUGAUUUUGUUGAUCCUAUUUGAUUUUUAUUUCUGAUGACUUUAAACAUCCUUUAAAUUUAUUGAAAGUGUGCUACAAAAAUCAGAGGGUCUCUGAAAAUGUUCGGAUUGUAAUGGUCUGCAUACGAAUACUUAUGUUUUUUUUUUUGUAUAAAUACUUUGAGCAUUAUCAUCAUAAUCAUCAGUUUAAAGUAAACGAGCUAGGAUGACUAACCAGGAGCUGAAAAUUAAACAACAGAUGGAAGAGUGGUUGUCCAAAUAUGGGUGCCAAUGCUGGGAGUUCCAGCUACUUCAGGAUGCCGCUUGGGAGGAGGUUGGUAGUGUGGACACUACCAACAUUCUAAGCCUUGUGACAGUGGCCCACCUGCUGAAUUCAUUGCAGAUGAAAGCAAUGAAAGGGGGGUUUGAUGUAAGCCCCCUACCAGAUAUUAUAGCAUU